CGGAGCAGCCGUUGGCCAUGUGGAGGUUGGCGCGCGGCUGGGCGGCGCGCGGCGCGGCCGUUGCUCCCCUCAGAGGGGCGCGCGGGGCGGCCGUUGGUCCCCUCAGAGGGGCAGCGGCGGCAGCGGGGAGCGGCGGCCCCGCGGGAUGGUACGAGUGGCUGGCGCAAUCGGCACCCGUCCACUGCGUGGAGGACGGGCUCACGGCCCUGCAGGAGGCCUCCGGGCUGCCUUGGUGGGCCGCCAUCGUCUGUGGCGCCGCCUUGCUCCGCACCGCCGUCACCUUGCCGUUAGCCGCUCACCAGGGCCGUCUCCUGGCCAAGUUGGAAAAUCUGCAGCCUGAGAUUAAAAAACUAGCUGAGCAGCUUCGCUAUGAAGUGUCUGUUCGUGGGAAGCAAGUGGGCUGGUCUGACAAGGUGGCCAGGUUCCAUUUUAAGAAGAAUCUCCGGAGGAUCCUGACAGAGCUGUACAUCCGGGACAACUGCCACCCCUUCAAAGCCACCCUGCUGGUGUGGGUGCAGGUCCCCAUGUGGGUGUGCGUGUCCCUCGCUCUGCGCAACUGCAGCCUCGGUGCCACCCACCCCGCAGUUCAGGAACAGUUUUCGGCAGGCGGAGCGUUGUGGUUUACAGACCUCACAGCACCUGAUUCUACCUGGAUUUUGCCAGUUUCACUUGGGCUCGUGAAUUUGCUGAUAGUGGAGAUCUUUGCUUCACAAAAAAAGGAAGUUUCCAGGUUCCAGAAGCUUGCUACAAACUUCUUUCGAAUGGUGUCGGUUGUAAUGAUCCCUGUUGCUGCCACCGUCCCCUCCUCCAUGGCUCUGUACUGGGUGUCCUCCAGCCUGCUGGGACUCUCACACAACCUCCUGCUGCGCUCCCCCACCUGCCGACGCCUCUGCUGCAUCCCAAGGACCAGCUCUGACUCAGCCACUCCUUACAGGGACAUUGUGUCUGCCCUGGCUACCAAGUACAGGUUUAAGAAGUGAUGUCACUUGAGCUGGAGGAAGAGCUGUCCCACUGAUGCUGCGUGGGACAAUAGAACAAGUGUUUCAUUGAAAUGUACUUAUGUACUGUAAAAUGUUGCCUCUGGAAUGAUAUUUGUUUUCUGAAUAAAGCACUGUCUGACCAU
Calypte anna (Anna's hummingbird) is the source of this 1123-nucleotide messenger RNA. Its product is annotated as cytochrome c oxidase assembly protein COX18, mitochondrial. The coding region runs from base 18 to 980 and encodes 320 amino acids. Gene Ontology annotation, cellular component: mitochondrial inner membrane. The record is from RefSeq and is a predicted model, not a curated record. Gene Ontology annotation, biological process: protein insertion into mitochondrial inner membrane from matrix; mitochondrial respiratory chain complex IV assembly. The transcript is spliced from 6 exons. Gene Ontology annotation, molecular function: membrane insertase activity. NCBI's taxonomy places the organism in Eukaryota, Metazoa, Chordata, Aves, Apodiformes, Trochilidae.